UGUUCGUCACAGAGUUUUAUGGUUAGUGUCCAGUUAAUAGUGCGGGAAAACAAGACACAAGUAGCACAGCAGUGAUUACUGCAGAAACCUUAGUGGGUGAUGUAUUCGGGAUGCGAACUAGUAAUUUUGGAAAAUUGUCCUAUAUAUUUACGAAAACUGAAGAGUUCAAAACUAGCAAAUGAGAUACGUUGUGUAUUAAUCGAAAUAUUUCUGGUUGUUACUUAGAGACCCAGUUCUUCCUUUUGUUGAAAUCUUGCUUAAUUUCGAGUUGACACGUCCUGCUGCUGUUUUUUGAACUGCUCAAGUAAGAGCAUAACUUAACUGCAGUGUCACAGCAACUACAGUUCAUUAUGGAGCCAUGGAAUAAAUUGUAAAUUAUGUAUUACCACUAAACACCUAUUACACUUCCAUGUGAACAACAGACGUUUUGUUUGCGAAAUACUGCCUUACCGUCGACGUUCUUUUAUUUUUGCCUAUAAACCAAGCGGGAAACUUAACACGGGGGUGCUAGUUUGUUAUCUCGUGGGAAAAGUUAAUAUGUUGAAAAGCCAAAUUGUGAUUAGAGACUUCCGUCAAUGAGUUUUACAGAAAAAUUGUCAAAAAUGAUAUUGUUAAGGAUUUUCUUUUAAUGCACUUUACAAUGUAAUCACUAGAAUUAAAUCACAAACAGGGAAAUCCCAAUGAAUUCUCAAUGUUGGCAACAUGUCAAAAAUUAGACGCUUGAAUUUCUUGAUUGGCAAUUGCUCUGCGGGUUGAGUACCCGCAAGUGCACGAAAUCAUGAUGCCUGUGGGACUUUGGUGUGUUUGUUAGAGGCUUUGCAUCGCAUUGCACAUGUAAACAGUAGUCAAUGCGAUGUAUGAUACUGAUGUAGUCCGUCACAUUUACAAAAUUGCGUACAGUGUAAGGAGGCAUGGAUCUCAUUCCCAUAAAAAUAAAAGUUCGUCAAGAAAUUUACCAUCAUAGUUAGUAAAUACGGCAUAAUGACGAAUUCUGCGUUACUUAUCUAAUGUUUUAAAAUUUAUUAUACCUUGAGAAAGUGUCGGCUGAGGAGAAACACGAGAAUGAUCAAAGAAAAAUACGGCGAUUCGGACACAGCUACUAGUCCGGUCAUUCUCGAUUUAGAGAAUUGGAUGUCAGACCUUCCAGAAGAGUUGCAAAAUUUGCCGAUAAUAUGUCUGGCAAUACCAGGUACUCAUGACUCCGGUAGCAGCUCUAUUACUCGAAUGUCACCCAUUGCCCCGGAUUCUGGACCCCUUGUGCGGAGAUUGGGGAAGAUAUUUGGACCAAUUGUUAAAUUCCUGGUUUACAACUGGGUUGUCACUCAGCAAACGUCUCUUACUGAACAACUGAAAUAUGGUAUCAGAUAUUUUGAUUUGCGAGUUGCAACAAAGAAGAACUGUAAGGAACUUUACUUUGUACAUGGUUUGUACGGCAGUGAGAUAAGUUCGCUGUUACAAGAAGUGCGUGCAUUUCUUGACACACAUCAAGGAGAAGUGGUGAUUCUUGACUUCCAACAUUUUUAUAAUUUCUCAAUUGAAGAUCAUAGUCAGCUUGUAUCACUUUUGGAUUGUAUCUUUAAUAGCAUGAUCUGUCCUGCUAUUAGUGAUGUGAAAAGUAUUAGUCUUUCUUGGAUGAGAGAGAAAGGGUUCCAAGUGAUUGUAAUAUACAGGGAUGCUGCAGGGCAAGGGUUUUGGCCAGCACGGCGCUGGCCUACUCCCUGGCCAGAUACGACAUCCCCACAGAAGAUGCUUACCUUCCUCACAGAGACACUGAAUCGUCGUCCAGCAGGAUCUGGGUUUGUUAGUCAGUGUGUACUUACACCUAAUGUAAAGUUUGUACUGUGUAAUCCAUUAUCCACAUUGAAGAAAACAUGCGGUGACCCGUGCAACCGAGCUGUACUGCCUUGGAUAGAAAAACAGUGCCCUGGUCCUGCUGGAAUCAAUGUCAUCAUAGCUGACUUCGUACACGCCGAAGGUUUCCCAUUCACAGAGACAGUUAUCCUGCUUAACCUAAGACUGUUGCAAAAUAAUCGAGAAUCUGAGAAGACAAACUACGAAAUGGAAAUUUAUAGCUCAGAAAAUUAAUAUUGUAGACAUGUGGGACAGCCGAAGUCAAGCACACAAAAGAACUUUAAGGUAUGGCCUAUAUACUUGUCUGCCCCUAUAGAUAGAACUAAUAUUUAUCUUGAAAAGAAGCCACUGAUAUGCAAAAAAUGGCUUUUCUUGAUCUUUGUAUGUAAAUAAGCACAAAUAAAGGUAUUAAUCUUCA
Schistocerca gregaria is the source of this 2269-nucleotide messenger RNA. Its product is annotated as PI-PLC X domain-containing protein 3-like. Gene Ontology annotation, molecular function: phosphoric diester hydrolase activity. Lineage: Eukaryota; Metazoa; Arthropoda; Insecta; Orthoptera; Acrididae. The transcript has 3 exons. The record is from RefSeq and is a predicted model, not a curated record. Gene Ontology annotation, biological process: lipid metabolic process. The coding region runs from base 1063 to 2085 and encodes 340 amino acids.